AAGUGUGUGUAUCUGCACUUCUCACUUGUCAGGCUUGUGUUCAAAAAGUUCAACCCACCUUCACUCUCACUUCAACUCUGAAUGUGAGCUUGGCGGUUCAACAAGAAAAGAGGGAUUUGUGUUCAAAUUUCAUCAUGGAGGUAUUUAAAAGGGCCAUAAUACAACCCGGACCACCUGAAAGUUUUGCUUUGAGGACUGUUCAAGAAGUAAUUAAGCCUCAGAAACAAACAAAAUUGGCCCAAGAUGAGAACCAGUUCCUAGAAAAUAUUCUACGGAUGCUGCUUCAGGAGUUUGUGUCAGCAGCAGUACAGUCUGGGGAGAAAAUAAUGCAAUUUGGUCAAUCGAUUGAUUCUAGUGAAACUACCCAAGGCCACAUCCCUCGCCUUCUUGAUAUUGUGCUAUAUCUUUGUGAGAAAGAACACAUCGAAGGUGGUAUGAUUUUUCAGCUGUUGGAAGACCUGACAGAAAUGUCUACAAUGAAAAACUGCAAAGAUAUUUUUGGUUAUAUAGAGAGUAAACAAGAUAUAUUAGGCAAGCAAGAACUUUUUGCUCGAGGAAAACUUGUCAUGCUGAGAACCUGCAAUCAGCUUCUUCGCCGGCUGUCAAAGGCAAAUGAUGUGGUCUUUUGUGGAAGAAUUCUGAUGUUUCUAGCUCAUUUCUUUCCUUUAUCAGAGCGAUCAGCCUUAAAUAUCAAAGGAGUUUUUAACACAUCAAACGAAACAAAAUAUGAAAAAGAACCCUUGGAAGGCAUAUGUAUUGAUUUCAAUUUUUAUCAGACUUUUUGGGGUCUGCAGGAAUAUUUCUCCAACCCUACUUCCAUAAAUCAUGCUCCAGCAAAGUGGCAGAAAUUCACCUCCAGUUUGUCGGUUGUAUUAAAUACAUUUGAAGCGCAACCUUUAAGUGACGAAGAAGGAGAUGCUAAUAAUUUGGAGGAAGAGGCAGUUAAUUUUAGUAUAAAAUAUCUUACAAGCAGCAAGCUAAUGGGUCUAGAGUUAAAGGAUCCUAGUUUUCGACGUCAUGUUCUUGUGCAGUGUCUUAUUUUGUUUGAUUACUUGAAGGCCCCAGGAAAAGGUGACAAGGAUUUGCCAUCUGAUAAUGUGAAAGAAGAGAUUACAUCAUGUGAGGAACGUGUUAAAAAGCUUCUUGAAUUGACACCACCAAAAGGAGCAGAGUUUCUACACAAAAUUGAGCAUAUAUUGGAACGUGAAAAGAAUUGGGUGUGGUGGAAACGUGAUGGCUGCCUCCCAUAUGAAAAACAACCUGUAGAGAACAAAGCAUUACCAGAUGGGUCCAAGAAGCGUAGGCCAAGAUGGAGAUUGGGUAAUAAAGAGCUGUCUCAGUUGUGGAAAUGGGCAGAUCAAAAUCCGAAUGCUUUAACUGAUCCUCAACGUGUUCAAACACCUUCAAUUAUGGAGUACUGGAAACCCUUGGCUGAAGAUAUGGAUCCCUCUGCUGGAAUAGAAGCUGAAUAUCAUCACAAGAAUAACAGGGUUUAUUGUUGGAAAGGUCUUCGGCUUUCAGCACGACAAGACUUGGAGGGAUUUUCUAAGUUUACUGAUCAUGGCAUUGAAGGGGUUGUCCCACUAGAACUUUUGCCACCUGAUGUCCGAUCUAAAUACCAAGCUAAACCAAAUGACAGAGCUAAACGUAGUAAAAAGGAAGAAGCAAAAGGCACUGCCCAUCAAGUUGAGGAAAAUCAGAUUGCUGCAACUGCGACUGAGAUCGAUGGCAUUAGAACAGAUAGCACAGCAACAGCUAUGGAGUUUGAUGCCGCCACUGUUGCUGGUACUCAAGGUGGAACCCUGACACCUGAUGAACUUCAGAAGCACAGCCCAGACACUGAUGUUGGUCAGGAAGCAGGCCAAUUGGAAGCAGAUGCCGAAGUUGAGGCAGGAAUCAUAGAUGGAGAGACAGAUGCAGAUGUUGACUUAGCUGAGGGUUGACAUGCAGAGUGAAUGCCAGCAUCAUGUUAUUGUUGACAGAGAUAGCUGCAAUAUUCAUCACCAGGUCAAGUUAAAGCCACUUUCUCUUCUAAUUAUCUGAUCACAGGAAGGAAAUUAUCUGGACUUUUGGUAUGAAUGUCAUUUGAAAUUGGUUCUCUUCAUGAACUACAGGCAUAAUUGUACUUAGAUGGAAAAGAAUGAAAUAUACUGAAUCCGAGUUUUUCCAAAACGUGCUUUCCCUGCAAUCAAAACUUGAAACUGAUUUUAUUAAUGUCAAACGCUAGAUUCA
Cajanus cajan (pigeon pea) is the source of this 2232-nucleotide messenger RNA. It is a transcript of the gene THO1, whose product is annotated as nuclear matrix protein-like protein. Lineage: Eukaryota; Viridiplantae; Streptophyta; Magnoliopsida; Fabales; Fabaceae. Gene Ontology annotation, biological process: mRNA export from nucleus. Gene Ontology annotation, cellular component: THO complex part of transcription export complex. The record is from RefSeq and is a predicted model, not a curated record.